AUGGACCAACGUGGUGCGCCCCGUACCACAGGCCUCCACCGGUCGCGCAGAGGCCUCAAGGUCCGGACCAUCGACCCUGCACUCCUGACCUCGCGCCUCUAUGCCCUCGCUCCUCGCCCGCCGGCUUACGAAACACGGAAGCUCUCCCGUCGCGAGGGCGCCACUGCCACCGCCACCGCCACCGCCAACGCCAACGCUGCCGUCAACACUGCGGUCAAGACUGCAACCGAUGCUGCCGCCAACAAUGUUGCCGUCAAGCCGCCGGCCUCCACACUGCCUAUUCUCCGCGCAGAGCGGGUCGAGGCGUAUCGCUCCGGUCAGCGGACUUCGUCGUUGGCGGGUGGCUCGGUCGGGCUCAUCCCCUCGCGGCGGUCAAAGGUCUCAUUUGCACCCGAUCCCACAAAGGCUACGGCGCUCUCGUCAUCGCCGCCGCAGCAGCGCUCUCUUGUAACUGCUGCUGGUGGUACGGGUGUUGGAGAGAGUGCCGCAGGCGAUGAGGGUGGCGCCAAGUCGCUCGCGGACGUUGUGCUGGAGCAAACCGAGACCGGGCUCCUCCUCCGCAAGCUCCGUGACGAACUCCCGCACGCGGACAAGUCGGACCCGCUAUGGUUUGUGGAGCACUUGCUCAAGAACCCCGACUCGCUCGAGUUUGUCUACCUCAAGCCGGUCCGCAAGGGCUCGCCCGAGUUCAACCCGUACAAGGUUGCCAUUGUCUCGCACGCAGGCAUCGACUCGAGUGACUACUUUACACUCUCGUCGUCGGGCGUGACCCACUUUGUCGAGGGCGUCGCCGAGUUUGUCCCUCUUGUCCAGUGGCUCCGCGAGUACCUCCUCUACUCGCGCAUCAAGCGCAUCCCCAUCUUUGACAAGUACCGCAUGUGGAAGAGCUACACCAUGUGGCGCGGCAACGUCUGGUCCAAAAAGUCGGCGCUCUGCCGCUCCAUUCUCUCGCAGCACCUCUUUAUCGCCAACGACAUCCUCGGCCACGCGCUCCGCAAGCUCCGCUCGCUCUGCUAUGAGCUCUCCCAGGAGCGCCUCCACCGAAUGGCGCCCGGCACCACCCUCACUCUCGAGAUGUUUGUCGUGCUCCAGGACGAACACCGCGAGUACCUCCUCGAACGCCUGGCCACCUUCAACGCCGCCGUCGAGGCCACCGUCGCCGAGGCCUGCGAGUAUGCGCUCUCGCGUGCCGGAUUUGACGAGGAACAGUCGCGCCGCUCCGGUGGCCGUGCCCAGCAUGCCUCUGCUGGCCAGGCCUCCUCGCUCGACGCCCGCCUCGGAGCUUCGUCGACGUCGGACGGGCCGGCGCCCGGCGACUCGCUCGGCCGCGCAUCGCUCUCUGACUCGGUCGCCCCGCUGUCUUACACGUUCCUUGCUGCCAAGCGCACCGAAUGCCGUCGUCUGGCCAACUUUAUCAAGCUCGCCGACUACCUCAUCAUCGACACCCUCCACCAGCUCGCGGUCAACACCGUGUGGGACCUGCUGCAGGCCGUCAUGCCCGACGACGGUGCUCAGGCUGCCGUCCGUGCUCGCAUCGCCUCUAUGGCCAAGCUUGUCUCGUCUGUCGCCGGUGGUACCGGUGUCGAGCCUGGCUCGUCGCUCGAUCCGCAGGAGAUCAACGGUGCCUUUGACGAGCGCUCGUCGCUCCUCGACGCUGCCGCCGCCACCGCCGCUGCCAGUGACCUCACGGCUGCUGCCUCGUCCAUGGUGACCCAGGCCACCGCCGCUCCGCGUCCGCCGCUCUUCCGCAUCGCCCUCGAGCUCAAGUACUCGGAGCUGGCCUUUGCCCCUGAUCGCGGUACCUUCCACGACGCCAUCGACUCUAUCAUCCGCAACUUCCAGCUCGUCAUUCUUUCCAACAUGGAAAAGCACAAGCUGAUCAAGAACAAGGAGUUCCUUGCCCGCUACGUCACGCCCACCCUCUCGGAGCAGUUUGACGUCUCUGAAGUUGGUGACGGGCCCGUCCUCCUUGAAGUCCUUGAGGGCGACUCCAAGUACCAGCGCCUGCUCGCACACGUCAAGGACUCGCUCGCAAAGUCGUUCAUCGCCGCCUCGGACUACCUCGCCGUCUUUGAGCCGUUCUGGACCAUCCACCGCUCGGCAGAGCUCAUGGACAUUUCGCUCGUCGAGGCCCGUGGCCCGCCGCUCCAGUGGUUCGCUGCCUCCAUGACCCGCUACCGCGCCCAGAUGUCGCUCAUGGGUCUCAUGCCGGUCUCCUCCUCCGUCGGCAUCAUCCAGAUCGACUCGUCCGCGCUCAAGGCUUCGUUUGCGCCCUCGCCGGCCAAGUGCCUCGCUGUGCUGGAGGAUCUUCUCCCGCGCCUCGCCUCGGACCGCAACUCGGCUCUCCUCACCCGCCUCAACGCCGCGCACGCCCGCCUCGACGCCGUCCCCACCAAGGUCGAGCACUUUGUCGAGAAGCUUGCCUACCUCGAGACCCUCACCGUCGAGCAGGACGAGCUCGAGGACGAGGAGGACCUCGUCAAGGCCAUGUAUGGUGUCAUUGUCGGCUACCGCCCAGAGAUCCACAACCUCGAAGAGUAUGCCUCUUUCCGCACCCUUGCCCCGCUCGUCCAGUCCCUCAAGGCCAAAAUCGCCUUUGCCGAGGAGGAGCGCGAGAAGAACAUCCAGGUCUUUGCCACCCAGCUCGAGAAGAAGAUCGCCGAGCUGCGCAACCUCAUCCUCGACGUCAAGCACCUCGCCCAGCACGAGCGCGUCCUCUCAGACGCCUCGGGCGUCGCCGAAAUGAUCGACUACGUCUCCACUCUCACUGCACGCAUCAAGGCCCUCAAGGAGCAGGCAUCCAAGUACAUUCGCUUCCAGAAGACUUUCAAGGUCCCGGUCUCCAAGUUUGAGGAGCUCGAAGAGACCAUGUCUGACCUGGCUCUCAAGGAGAUGCUCUGGUCCUCGUUUGCAGAGUGGGAGGGGCUGCAAGAGACAUGGCGCUCGACCCCGUUCGACUCGAUCGACGCCGCCGCCCUCGCGUCAAAGGUGCAACACUUUGUCAAGGUCUGCAUGAAACUCGAGCGCGGCCUCCCACCGAACCCGGUGGUGCCCAAGCUCCGCGACCUCGUCGACGACUUCCAGAUCUUUGUCCCCAUCAUCGUCAACCUCCGCAACUCGGCGCUCCAGCUCCGCCACUGGGAGGACAUCCAGGAGAAGCUCGGCUCGGCCCGCAUCAUUGCCCGCGGCGACGACUUUACUCUCGGCUCGCUCCUCAUGCUUGACGUCCUCGAGGCUGCCGACCGUAUCCAGCAAGUCUCACUCGAGGCCACAAACGAGGCCAACCUCACCGAGAUGCUCGAGAAGGUCCAGUCCACAUGGGCCAACGAAGAGUUCAUCGUUCUCCGCUACCGCGACUCGCGCGACAUGUACAUCCUCGGCUCCACAGAGGAAAUUGCUCAGGCCCUCGAGGACUCGCUCAUCCUUGUCUCUACCGUCCUCGGCUCGCGCUACGUCGGGCCCAUCAAGCCCGAGGCCGAGGCCUGGGACCGCAACCUCCGCCUGUUCAAGGAGACGCUCGAAGCCUGGCUCGUCUGCCAGGCCCAGUGGAUGUACUUUGAGACCAUUUUCUCCAACUCGGAAAUCGUCAAGCAGCUGUACGAAGAGGAGAAGAUGUUUCGCGAAGUCCACCGCUCGUGGAACGCCAUCAUGCGCCGCGUCCAGGACGGCCCGCGAUGCCUCGACGCCGUCCUCGAGCCUGGCAUGCUCGAGCAGCUCCGCGCAAACAAUCGCAUUCUCGAGCAGGUCCAAGCCUCGCUCGAGUCCAAGCUCGAGGGCAAGCGCUCCUUCUUCCCGCGCUUCUAUUUCCUGUCCAACGACGAGCUCCUCGAAAUUCUCGCAGAGUCCAAGAACCCAGCCGCUGUCCAGCCGCACCUCCUUAAGUGCUUCUCCAACGUUGCUGCCCUCGAGUUCUCCGCUCCCGAGCCCUCUGGCCGCUCCUCCAUGGACAUUGUCGCCCUCGUCUCGUCAGAGGGCGAGCGCCUUGUCCUCACCCGCUCCGUCAAGACCCGCUCCGAGGCCGUCGAGUCGUGGCUCUCAAAAGUCGAGGAGGCCAUGCGCUCGUCGCUCAAGAAGCGCGGCCGUGACGCGCUCACCGACUACCUUGCCGCCGCAAAGCCGCGCGAGCAGUGGAUCUUUGACCAUUGUGCACAGCUCGUUCUCGCCAUCUCGCAAGUCCUCUGGGCUCGCGAGGUCGAGGCCUCGCUCCGUGCAGACAACACCCGCAACGCCCUCAACCGGCUCAAGGAAAAGUCGUUCAAGCAGCUCUCCGCGCUCGCCCUCCUCGUCCAGGGCGAGCUGACCAAGCUCCAGCGCAAGGCUCUCGGCUCGCUCCUCACCAUCGAAGUCCACUCGCGCGACAUCGUCUCCUCGCUCUGGGCGGCAAAGGUCGCCGAUGACUCGGCCUUCCUCUGGAAGAAGCAGCUUCGCUACUACUGGGACUCGGAGGCCGAGGAGCUGUUCAUGGAGCAAACCAACGCCCGCUUUGAGUACGGCUACGAGUACCUCGGCUGCUCGCCGCGACUCGUCAUCACACCGCUCACCGACCGCUGCUACCUCACUCUCACCGGCGCCAUGGCGCUCAACAUGGGUGGCUCGCCGGCAGGCCCGGCAGGCACAGGCAAGACCGAGACCGUCAAGGACCUCGCCAAGGCGCUGGCCAUCCAGUGUGUUGUCUUCAACUGCUCAGAGUCGCUCGAGGUCGCCAUGAUGGGCCGCUACUUUGCCGGCCUUGCCCAGUCCGGCGCAUGGUGUUGCUUUGACGAGUUUAACCGCAUUGAGGUCGAGGUCCUCUCCGUCAUCGCCACCCAGAUUCUCACCAUCCAGCGCGCCCGCGUCGCGCCCUCGCCCGACGGCCUCUUUGAAUUUGAGGGCCGCCGUAUCUCGCUCAACGAUCGCUGCGCCUACUUUAUCACCAUGAACCCGUCGUACACCGGCCGGACAGAGCUGCCCGAUAACCUCGCCGCCCUUUUCCGCCCAGUCGCCAUGAUGAUCCCGGACUACGCCAUGAUUGCCGAAAUCGUGCUCUACGCAGAGGGCUUUGAGUCGGCCACCGUCCUCUCCCGCAAGAUGACCCAGCUCUAUCGCCUCUGCUCCGAGCAGCUCUCCCAGCAGGACCACUACGACUUUGGCAUGCGCGCCAUCAAAUCCGUCCUCGUCAUGGCCGGUACCCUCAAGCGGAGCAACCCGCAGCUCGACGAGGACGUUGUCCUCAUCCGCGCCCUCCGCGACUCUAACGUGCCCAAGUUCCUUGCCGAGGACCUUCCGCUCUUCCAGGGCAUCCUCGCAGACCUGUUCCCGGGCCUCGAGCUCCCCGACGAGGACUUUGGUGACCUCGUCUCUGCCGUCGAGUCGGCCGCCCUCGCCCGCGGCCUCGAGAUCGUCGACAAGCAAAUUGUCAAGGUCCGCCAGCUGUGGGAGACCCUCUGCGUCCGUCACGGCGUCAUGGUCGUCGGCAAGUCCGGCGGCGGCAAGUCUGUCGCCGUCAACGUCCUCGCAGACGCGCUUGAUGAUCUCGCCUCCCGUCCCGCCUCGUCAGCCUCGCCGCUCUACACCGGUGUCACCAAGUACGUGCUCAACCCCAAGGCCGUGACCAUGGACGAGCUCUACGGCCAUGUCGACCUGACCUCGCGCGAGUACACCCCGGGCCUCAUCGGCAACAUGGUCUCAGCUGCCGUCAAGGCCUCGGCUCCGGGACCGAGCGACAGCCCGCAGGGCGGCAAGUCGAGUCCUCCCAAGCUGCAAUGGGUCGUCUUCGACGGGCCUGUCGACUCCAAGUGGAUCGAGAACAUGAACACCGUGCUCGACGACAACAAGCUCCUGUGCUUGCCCAACUCGGCUCGCAUCAACCUCACCCCGUCCAUCCGCCUUCUCUUCGAGGUCCUCAACCUUGCCAAGGCCUCGCCCGCCACCGUCUCGCGCUGCGGUAUGGUCUACCUUGAGCCUGUUGACCUCGGCUGGGAGCCGCCGGUCCGCGCCUGGCUCCGCUCGCAGGCCACCUCCCACAUUCCUCUGGAGGUCAAGGACCGCCUUGCCGAGCUCUUUGCUGCCCACGUUCCUCCUGGUCUCGACUACAUCCGUCAAUACUGCACCGAGGAGGUUGUCUCGUGCGACGCCUCGCUCGUAGCUGGCGUCGUUAAGCUCCUCACCGGCCUCCUCACCCCGCACGCCGGCUUUGACCCCGACGCCGACUCUGCCGACGCCGUCUCGCUCGCCGAGGACAUCUUUGUUUUUGCCUUUGUGUGGGGCCUCGGUGGCAACCUCGCCGCUGGCUCGCGUGAGGGCUUUGACGCCUUUGUCCAGGAGGCCUUUGCCGACGUUGCCGCCAUUCCAGGCACCAAGACCGUCUACCACUACUUUGUCGACCCGGAGCGCAAGUCGUUUGCCCCAUGGGACGACCUCGUCCCCGAGUUCUCGUGGACCCCAGGGGUGCCGUUCUGGCAGAUGCUCGUGCCCACCGCCGAGACCGUGUGCAUGCAGUUCCUCCUCAACGCUCUUGUCCCGCAGGGCGGCUCCGGCCCUCUCGCCUCGGGCUCGUCAGUCCUCCGCGGUCACGUCCUCAUCAACGGCGCAACCGGGACCGGAAAGACUGUGGUGGUCCAGAACUGGCUCCGCCAGCUUGCCGGCGGCGCCCAGCAGGGCUCUUUCGCCUCGGGCGGAGGCUCCAUGGUCAACCUCGCGACCGGCCCGUCGUCGGCUGCCCUCGCCUCGGGCGGCAACGGGGGCAUGGGCAGGAUCGGCGCCUCGUGGCAAACAAUCGCCAUCAACUUUUCGGCGCAGACCUCGUCGCAGCGGACCCAGCUGAUGAUCGAGAACAAGCUCGAGAAGCGCCGCGCCAAGGAUGUGCUCCGCGGCAUGAACGGCAAGCGCGUCGUCCUGUUUGUCGACGACAUCAACAUGCCGGCUGUCGACCCGGUCUCCGACUCGCAGCCAGCCAUCGAGCUCCUCCGCCAGUACCUCGACUACGGCGGGUGGUACGACCGCCCGGCGCUGUUCUGGAAGCGUGUCGAGGACGUGACACUUGUCGGCUCGUGCGGACCGCCCGGCGGCGGGCGUAACCCCAUGUCUGAGCGCUUCAAGCGGCACUUUUUCAUGCUCAACGUCCCGCCCACAGACGUCGACUCGCUCUUCCGCAUCUUCCACUCGAUCCUCUCGGGCUUCCUGGGCCAGUUCCCGUCCGAGGUCGCCGCCUCGGCUGCCAAGGUUGUCAAGGCCUCGGUCGAGCUCUACUCGCGGGUCCGCGCAGAAAUGCUGCCGACCCCGAGCAAGUCGCACUACACCUUUAACCUCCGCGACCUGUCCAAGGUUGUCCAGGGUGUGCUCCAGACCAAGCCGGGCUAUCUCGCCGACGCACCCGAGCUCGUCUCACUCUGGGCCCACGAGUCAAUGCGCGUUUUCCACGACCGCCUCACUUGUGUCGAGGACCGCGAUGCUUUCCUUGACCUGGUUGUCGCCCUCAUCCGCCGCCACUUUGGCCUCCGCUGGGAGACAAACGCCGUGGCCUCGCUUAUGUUUGGCGACUUUAUGCGCGUCGGCGCCACGCCCGAAGAGCGCGUGUAUGAGGGCGUCGCCGGCGGCGCCGGCUCGGCCAAGGUUGUCCGCACGCUUGAAGAGUACCUCGACCGCGCCAACAUGGACUCGGGCGAGGCCUCGGUCGAGCUCGUCUUUUUCAAGGACGCCAUCGACCACGUCUCGCGCAUUGCGCGCAUCCUCCGCCAGCCGCGUGGGAACGCUCUACUUGUCGGCGUCUCUGGUACCGGCAAGCGGACGCUCACUCGCCUCGCAGCUGCCAUGGCCGAGUACCAGGUCUUUGAGAUCAAGCUCACUCGCUCGUAUGCACGCUCCGACUUUCGCGAGGAUCUCCGCCAGCUGUACACCCUCGCCGGCGUUGCCCGCGAAAACGUGGUCUUCCUCCUCAACGACACCCAGAUUGUGGACGAGGCCUUCCUCGAGGACAUUAACGGUGUGCUCAACACCGGUGAAGUCCCGUCACUCUUUGUUGGCGAGGAAUAUGAGACGGUCAUCAACAAGGUCCGGCCCUUUGCCGUCUCCGAGGGUCGCAUUGCCGAGAAGGACCGCGCAGGCAUUUUCGAGUACUUCAUCAAGCAAGUCCGCGAGAAGCUUCACGUCGUCCUCUGCAUGUCGCCGAUCGGCAAGCAGUUCCGCCGCCGCCUCCUCAUGUUCCCCUCGCUUGUCUCGUGCUGCACCAUUGACUGGGUCGACGUCUGGUCCGGCUUUGCUCUCGAGCGGGUCGGCCAGCACCGCCUCACGCCGGCGGCCGCCUCAGUUGUCGGUGCCGCACCGGGCCUUGCUGCCACCCUUGCCAAGCUCUGCGUCUCGGUCCACGCCUCGGUCGAGGCCGCCGCAGACGCCUUUUAUGCCCAGAUGGGUCGCCGCUUCUACGUCACACCGGCAUCGUACCUCGCCUUCCUCGACACGUACGGCGCCAUGCUCGCGCGCCAGCAGGCUGAGCUCGGUGCGGCCAUGGCCAAGUUUGCCGGCGGAACGGCCAAGCUCCGCGAGACCAACGAGCUGGUGGCUGAAAUGCAGAUCACUCUUCAGCAGAUGCAGCCCGAGCUCGAAGAGAAGGCUGCCGCCACGCAGGCACUCAUGGAAAAGGUGGCGCAGGAGUCCGAGGUGGCCGAUGGCAUCCGCCGCCGCGUCGCCGCCGAAGAGGUCGAGGUCAACGAGCAGACGCUGCUGACCAAGAUGGCCUUUGAGGAUGCCGAGCGCGACCUCUCCAAGGUCCAGCCCAUGAUGGAUGCCGCCGAGGAUGCGCUCGAGGUGCUCAACCCGGCCGACAUUUCCGAGGUCAAGUCGUACGCCAACCCGUCGCCGGCGGUCAUCAAGGUCAUGAACGCCGUCCUCAUUACUCUCGGCUCGACCAACCCGACGUGGCCCGACGCCAAGCGGCUGCUCGGCGAGCCGCACUUUCUGCGCUCGCUCCGCGAACUCGACAAGACCACCCUCCCGCCGGCUGUUCUUGGUCGCCUCAAAAAGUAUCUCAAUGACCCCGAGUUUGACGAAGAGUACAUCAAGUCCAAGGGCUCCAUGGCUUGCUCCACCCUUGUCCUCUGGGUCAAGGCCGUCUCCGAGUACGUCAAGGUCUACGCCGAGGUCGAGCCGAAGCGCGUCCUCCGUGACGCCGCCCAGGAGAAGCUUGCCGAGAUGAUGGCCAAGCUGCAGGAGAAGCAGGCCAAGCUGGCCCAGGUGGAGGACGAGCUUGCCACUCUGCGCGACCAGUACCAAGCCACGCUCAACGAGCUGGAGGAGGUCGAGCGCGUCAUGGGCGAGACCCGUGUCAAGCUCGAGCGCGCCGGCAAGCUGGUCAACGAGCUCGCCGGUGAGGCCGUCCGUUGGGAGGAGUCGCUUGAGCGUGUUCGUGAGGAAGCCUCGUCGCUCGUCGGUGACGUCUUUCUCGCAUCAGCCGGCCUCGCCUACUUUGGCCCGUUCACCCAAGAGUGGCGCGCCAAGCUGUGGGACCAGUGGCUCGGCUUUGUCCGGGCGUCGGGACUCAAGCUCCGCGCGCCGCCUCGGCUCGCGGUCGAGGCUGGUGUCGAGCCCGAGGCUCAGGAUGCUGAGGCCGAAGGCGAGGGUGCCAAGACUGGGAGUGGAAGCGAAGGCGGAGACGACGCUGACGCUGACGCUGACGCUGACGCCGGCGUUGACGCUGACGCUGACGUCGAGGCGACUUCCGAGGUUGAGGCGACUGUCGAGGAGCCUGCGUCAUACGCGCACCUCACGCUAACGUCAAUUCUCGCCAAGCCGGUUACGAUCCGGAACUGGAACCUCCAGGGUCUGCCGACCGACGAGUUCUCGGCGCAGAAUGCCGUGCUGGCGACACUGAGCGGGGCCUUCCCGCUCAUGAUUGAUCCGCAGGGCCAGGCGAACAAGUGGGUGCGGUCAAUGGAGGAAGAGUCGGGACUGGUGGUGGUCAAGCUCGGCGAGCCGGACCUGCUACGGUCUCUGGAGACUGCGGUCCGACAAGGGCUACCAGUCCUCAUUGAGGAUGUUGGCGAGGAACUGGAUCCUGCGCUCGACUCGUUGCUCCUCAAGCAGUUUACCCACCAGGGCCCGCGGGUGCUUGUCAAGGUCGGCGAUGCCGAGGUUGACUACGAUCCUGGCUUCCGUCUGUACAUGACGACCAAGCUGUCUAACCCGCACUACCUGCCCGAAGUGUGCAUCAAGGUUGCGCUCAUCAACUUUACGGUCACCCUCUCGGGUCUUGAGGAUCAGCUGCUCGGCGAUGUCGUCUCGCUCGAGGCGCCGGAGCUGGAGGCGAAGCGAGUCGACCUUAUUGUCUCGCUCGCUGCCGACAAGGCGGAGCUGGAAGAUAUCGAGAACAACAUCCUGCGGCUGCUGGCCAACGCCGAGGGCGUGCUGGAGGACGAGGUCCUUGUCAACACGCUGCAAGCGGCCAAGGCGUCGGCAACCUCGAUCGCCGCGCGAGUCAUCGAGUCGGAGCGGGUCGAGAAGGAGGUCGAGCUUGCCCGCGACCAGUACCGCUCGGUCGCCGUCCGUGGCGCCGUCCUCUUCUUUGUCCUCGUCGACCUGAGCAAGGUCGAGUCGAUGUACGACUAUGCGCUCUCGCUGUUCAAGGAGCGCAUGUUCUUGGCUGCCAUUCGGGCAACGGUGACGCCUGCAGAUGGCGAGGGCGCCGAGGGUGGCGAGGGCGAGACCCAGGCGCUGGAGACUCGCCUCACUGCGCUGCUGGGUGCGAUCACGUCAUCGGUCUUUGUCAACGUCUCGCGUGGCCUGUUUGUUGAGCACAAGCUCCUGUUCUCGUCGCUGAUUGCGGUCAAGGUGCUUGUGCACGCGGGCGCAAUCCGGGGCGACGAGCUCAACUUUCUGCUCCGGGCCGGAGCACGCGAGAUGGACAAGUUGCCUGCCAUGCCGCGCGCGCCCAAUGGGCUGGUCCCGGCGUGGCUGACGGCCAAAAUGUGGGCGCUUGUGUCUGAGCUCGAGCAGUCUGUGGCGAACUUUGCCGGCUUUUCGGAGCAAGUGGCCGGCGAGCUUGCGGCGUGGGAGUCGUUUGUGCAUUCUCCGGAUCCCAUGCGUGCGCCGGUGCCUGUCAGUAUGCCGCUCAACGCAUUCCAGAAGCUGCUUGUACUCCGCGUGUUCCGGCCGGACGCGCUCGCGCGCGGCAUGGCAAGCUUUGUCUCGUCGACGCUCGGCGCCGAGUUUGCUGGCGCGCCUGCGUUUGCGCUGUCGGAAGUCGCGGACGAGUCGUCCCGAGCGCGGGAUGAGGACGAGCUGUACGACCUGUCGCUAGGCAAGGGUCAGGGCCCGAUUGCCGAGGAUCUCAUUGCGCGCGCGGCCGAGAGCGGCGGGUGGGUGUUCCUGCAGAACUGCCAUCUGGCAAGCUCGUGGAUGCCCGAGCUGGAGCGGCUUGUCAACGAACUUGCCAGCGGGGUGGUGGGUGAGAUCGAGGUCCACCCGCGGUUUCGGCUGUGGCUCUCGUCGCUGCCGUCGGGCGCGUUUCCUGUGCCUGUCCUCCAAUCGUCGCUCAAGAUCACGUUUGACCCGCCGCGCGGGAUCAAGGCGAACCUGCUCGCGGCGCUGGGUGAGCUUGACGAGGAAGAGUUUGACAGCGGCUCGCCGACUUGGCGCAACCUGUCGUACGCCGUCUCGUCUGUCUACGCCAUCCUGCUGGAGCGGAAGGAGUACGGCCCGCUUGGGUUCAACAUCUCGUACGGCUGGUCAUCGCCUGAUCUACGGACGGCGUUCAAGGUGGUUCGGUCGUUCCUCGACGAGGAGGCGGGCGUUGUCCCGCGCGACGCACUCACCUACCUCCUCGGCGACAUUGUGCUUGGCGGGCGGGUGACCGACGAUCUCGACCGGCGGCUGGUGCAGACCCUCAUCGAGUCGGUGGUCUUCUCCACCAAGUCGCCUGCGCCGCGGCUGGCGGCGGUCAAGGCCCACGUGGAGAGUCACUGGGACUCGGCCAAGGACGCCGAGACCGUCGGCUUGCACGAGAACUCGGUGCUCACCCGCGCCCGCGCCGAGUCGUUGCGGCUGCUGGCAGACAUUGCUGCUGUCCAGCCGCGACAAGUGGCCGGCGACGACGACCCUUCGCCCAAGCCGCCGGCCGAGGGCGGUGCGGGUGCCGAGGCACCAAACGCCGACGCCGAUGACGCCGAAGAUCUAGCCGACCCUUCGCCCAAGCCGCCGUCGGACCAGGACGUGGUCAAGGAGAUCGCGGCCGAGCUCGAGGGUGGGCUUCCGAGCGAGCUUGUCAUCGACCGCGACUCGCCGCUGUUUUCGGUGCCCGGACAGAACCGGGUGCCGGCGCUCUCGGUGGUCCUCGCGCAGGAAGCUGCACGACUGUCGCGGUUUGUGGGCGAUGUGCGGGCCAAGCUGGUGCGUGUCCAGGAUGCGGUCUCGGGCCGGGUCGUGUUUGACGACGAGCUGGAGGACAUCUUCAUCGCGCUCCGCGACGGCCGGGUCCCGCAGGCCUGGCUCGAGUCGUGCCCGUACUCGUCGACGCUGCCGCUCUUCGGCUUCUUUGCCGACCUUUCGGCGCGGGUCGCGUUCUUCCGCGACUGGCUCGAGUCGGGCAAGACGCCGAGCUCGUUCUGGCUCCCAGCGUUCACCUUUCCGCAGGGCUUCCUCUCGGGCGUUCUUCAGCACCACGUGCGGGUCUCUGGGCACGCCAUCGACGAGCUCGAGUUUGACGUCCGCGUCGUCGACGGCUCGAUGGGCACGCCCGACGAGGGCGUUGUUGUCCACGGCCUCUGGCUCGAGGGCGCGCGCUGGGACGACGUCGGCAACGUGCUCACCGAGUCGCAGUCGGGCAAGGCCGCCUCACGCAUGCCGUCGCUCUGGCUCCGGCCGGUUGUCAAGCCUGCGGUGGCCAAGGCCCACACUAACCGCUACGACUGCCCGGUCUACUGCACCUCGCUCCGCAAGGGCCGGCUCUCCACCACCGGUCUCUCUUCAAACUACGUCAUGUCGGUCAGCCUACCUGUUCGCGAUGGCUCGGCCCGGCACUGGAUCCUUCGCGGCGUCGCUCUGGUUCUCACCGUCAACGAGACGUAG
This is a messenger RNA of Thecamonas trahens ATCC 50062, 13035 nucleotides long. Its product is annotated as dynein heavy chain. Gene Ontology annotation, cellular component: dynein complex. The transcript is spliced from 3 exons. NCBI's taxonomy places the organism in Eukaryota, Apusomonadida, Apusomonadidae. Bases 1 to 13035 code for a protein of 4344 amino acids. The record is from RefSeq and is a predicted model, not a curated record. Gene Ontology annotation, biological process: microtubule-based movement. Gene Ontology annotation, molecular function: ATP binding; ATP hydrolysis activity; dynein intermediate chain binding.